This is a messenger RNA of Artibeus jamaicensis (Jamaican fruit-eating bat), 1267 nucleotides long. RefSeq names its product leucine rich repeat containing 37A (gene LRRC37A). Lineage: Eukaryota; Metazoa; Chordata; Mammalia; Chiroptera; Phyllostomidae. The transcript has 10 exons. The record is from RefSeq and is a predicted model, not a curated record. Bases 260 to 1006 code for a protein of 248 amino acids.
GCUCGGUUCGUGGCAAACUCGGCAGCAGCUGCGGCGGGUGGGCCGCCCAGGAUCUUACUUAGCCCUUUGGCCUGCUGCUUCUGCCAACUUAACAGUGAUAACGAGGCUGCCGGCCAGACAGUCAGCUUGCACUGAGACUCUGAAUGUGUCUCAAACACACGGUGUGAGUUCAACCCCCUCCAUUUCUAAGAAGGCCUCCCUCGCUGUGAGUCCGAUUAAGGAGCGAGAAAGGAACGGGAGGGGUGUGGAACGGACAGUGAUGGCCGCGUGGUGCGUGCUGUGCUCUCUGCUCGGCGCUUCGCUUCCAAAUAAAGAAUUCAUAGAAGAAUCAUUCAAAAAGGCGUUGCAAGGCUGGGAGAAGGACACCAGCGCGAAGCUGACGGCUGAGCUGGAGACAGCAUCCUCUGGCAAAAAGGGGGACAGCCUGUCGGCCUUCCUGAGCCUCCUGAUAAAGCUUCUCAGCGAGCAGCAAGAAGUUAAGGUUUCCAAGGAAGAGCAAGAUGCAAAUCCGCAGAAAAACGAGAGCUUUAAGACCGAGAGGAGAGAAGCCAAAGGGGAACGGGAAGCACGGCGGGAGUCCAGCGAGCUCACUACAGAGUUGCCAGAAUACAGGUAUAACGGCAAACUUGGCAAACUCGGCAAACUCGGCGUGGCCAUACCUGUGAUUAUAGGGGCGAUAACUUUCAUUGUGAUUUUCUGUUUCAUUGCGAUUUAUUGCCAUAGAACAUCGUCAAAGGACAGUAAAGAAGGAAGCUCAAGGGGCCUUUUCUCAACUCUCUGGCCUACGGGAUGCCCCCCGGAACACACAAUAAAGAAGGAUGUUUCCUCCGGGAGGCGGCCGCUCUGGCUCAGGGACCUGUACAGACCGUGCAGUGGGAGGUGCAUAGAAGACAUGGCACAGAAGCUGCAUGACAAGGACUCCUCCGCUGAGGAUGAGCUGUACUACCAGAUGUUGCGUGGUGAGUUUGCGGUGUUAAGGGUCGCUGCCACAGACUCGGCUGCGUGACAGACCAGCGUGAACCACCACCGCACAGGACACCGCCACCGAGUGAACUGCAUCCUCAGGCUACCUGCAAAAUCUUAUUUAACUGUGUGUACGAUAAAUUGUGUUUGUUUUUGUUUUUUCAGUUCACUGUCUUAUGAUCAUUCUUCUAGAUUUAUUGAGGUAUCACUGACAAAGAAUAAAAACUUUAAAAUCCACUUUUAAAAAGAGUGUGGGAAGAACCAGCUUCCCACAGCAGAACCCAGGAGAACACCAGCUAUUCCA